GCGUACCUUUUCCACAAAAAAAAGCAGGCGUCUCUAUGUAUGAUCCUAGAGCACUGGCGACGUUGGUUGGAUAGAGUACGAUAGCCAUUGCCAUUGGUGACUUUCACUAUGUACAUUGUAAAUCUUGGGUGACUUCUAAAAAUCUUUUGGACACGAACACUUUGUCCUUAUCAUUCUGCUAGCGCACCACUGGUGUGCAAUACAACAAAACAUGUCGGGCGACACGAAAGACGACCUGGAUGAACGGAUCUUCGUUGCCGGAAUGGAUCCCGCACGGCUUAACCAAGCCAGCGCUUACGAUGACGACGACGAUCUUGCGGCCGACGUGGUCGCCCCGCCGCCUGCCAAAAAACCGAAGCUUCAGGCGGGCGGCUCAGAGCCCAGCAAUCGGCGCAGCAAGGACGAGGAUGGAGAUGAGAACAUGACAAGUUCGGAUGAAGAAGAAUCCUCGGAAGACCUACUGGAUCUCCUCGCCGCGGGCGGAGCAGCUGCCAAUGGCCGCAGCAAGUCCACGAAAAGCAACAAGCCGGGCAUCCGCGGAAAGCGGGGACCGGAGGCGCGAAAGCGGCGGAUGUUGCAACGAAUGGAGCAGCGCAGGCAAGAAGUCGGGGAGGACGGAGAGGAAGUCGGGAAAAAAUUCACCUACGAUCCGUACUGAAUAUACGAUUUUCGUUCGAUAUUCUUAAAAUGCUUUUGACUAGCUCGUUUUCUUUCGCGUUUUAGUAUAGUGCGAAUGCGUCGUCCGAACAAAUAUUGAAAGUUCUUGACGCCCGGGAGCUUCUAGAAAUCGAAGUUGAAGUAGCCGCUGAAAAAUUGAAAUAGGAAACCAACUUCUCCUAUCAAAACAGUGUGAUCGCCAAGCACCGGAAUAGCAAGCGGUUGUUUGUGACGAAUGUGAGCUUUUCCACUUCGGAGGAGGAGAUCAAGGAGCUGUUUGAGGAGUGUGGGGAGGUACUCGAGGUCCGCAUGUCGCAGGACAAGGCCACGGAAAAGUUUUCCGGGUACUGCCACGUCGGGUUCGCGGAGCUGAAAAGCGCACGCGCGGCCAUCGAGAAGUUCCACCACCACAAACUCGAUGGCCGGUAUCUCUUCGUCUCCCAAUGCGAAGCGAAGGAAAAGAAGGACAAAAUCGAACUUCCUUUCUACGCCCUGCCGUCAACACUAGCGAACCGGGUCAGUCUGGUGGAGAAACACCCGCACUUCACCUUUCCCGACAAUGUGCAGCGACAAAUGGCGGAGCUCCACAAGCAACACAAGUACUGACUUUGAUACUUCAUCUUUUCGACUAAUCGAGUAAGUAUGGCACACAUAUCAAUCAAGAUCUCACUCCUCGAGCAGCGAAGCAAGAUAAGGAAGCCGCAGCGUUUCUUUUUCGCAGGCUCUAAUACUUUGUUGAAAGAUUUGUUUCUGAUGAGCAUGGACGAUCGGUAUCAAAACUCUGCUUUAUCCAUUGACUCACCUUUUCAGGUACGCGGGAAAAAACAUCUCCUGCAUCAAGACUGCGUGGGAGCUGACCCAUAACGACGGCGAGAAGCUGGACGUCGGUGAGUGGGGCUUCAAAAACUUUUCCGCCGCGUUUCGCACCUUUCCGUACUUCCGGAUGGAGCGCGAAGCCCCCUUCCUGAAACCGCAGCCGAAGAUCAGCGAUCCGACGGCAUCCGCUGGUUCGUCCUCCGCAACCGGUAAAGCAGAAGCGGACGGAGAGGCUCCUCAUGCUGCUGGCUCCCCAAGCCAGAAACCGAUUGUGGAAAGUAGUCGGCUAGUCGAGAAGGAGCAGAUCAAACAGCACAAGGGCAGUCUUACCUAUGUCUCCUAUCUCAGAUAGCAUUGGCUUUCUGUGGCUUUGGCGUUGGCCGCUGCGCUUGUUGACCGCAUAAAACAUUUAUCCACUAGAGUUUUACCCACAUUGACAGCGACAUAUUCUCUCAUAUUCUCAAACUGCGACGAAAUCCAAAUCACAUGAUUAUCCGAAACUGAC
Molecule: messenger RNA, 1978 nt
Organism: Amoebophrya sp. A120
Lineage: Eukaryota; Dinophyceae; Syndiniales; Amoebophryaceae
Source: the annotation of a GenBank genome assembly